Messenger RNA from Ceutorhynchus assimilis (cabbage seed weevil), 2044 nucleotides. NCBI's taxonomy places the organism in Eukaryota, Metazoa, Arthropoda, Insecta, Coleoptera, Curculionidae. The record is from the annotation of a GenBank genome assembly.
AGAACACGCAUAGCAAUUGUUUCAAUAAUCAGAGGAGUCAUAGAGCUGCCAUGUUGUUUUGCAUUUUCCAUUUUCCCAUUAUUCCACAAUUUCCUUUCUAGCAACCAGCAAUAAAGUUGACAGUUCAUUGUCGUCCUGUCCAGAGGUUAUGAGAUUGUGGAUUCCGGAUUGAGAAAAACCAGAAAAAAACCUCCAGCCAGAAUCAUGAACACCAGCAUCGAAUUUCCCAGCGUAAUCAUAAACAACCUCGAAGUGCAAAAUUCAAUCAAGACUUUUGAACUUUCGAAAAAAUAUUUGAAAAGAAUAACAAAGCUUGCUUUACUUAAUAUUAUCAACAGACGAAUUCAGGUACCAGAAAAUGAAUUCAUUGAAAAACUUGCUUUUGAUCAAGUUCCUUAUUUCAUUUUCAAACGAAAAAGCCAAAAUAGAUUUAUAAAAGCCCAUCACAAAUACGGUACAGGAGUACUAGAUGCUCUGGAGAAAGGAUUCCUACGACAAAUGGACUUGAUUAUUGUAAGGAAAAAUACUAAGGAAAUUCUAGAGAGUUACCGUUUUAAGUAUAAAUACAACAAUGAAAACGAAGGAGAAGCCGGAAUUAGAGAUUCAGAAAAAGUUCGUAAAGCUAUGCUUGGCUUGUUGAAUGCUAUACGGUGUUUGCCAGGGGAAAAAUGGCCAGAAGAUGAUGUCGACCUAUUGUGCGAUAUCUGUUAUCAAGACAAUACUCCAUCUACAUAUGAACCACCUCAUUUCCGCCCCAAUACGGAAGUAAAAUCAGUCGACCAUUUUGCUGUUUAUCAUAUGGGUAGAAUCAAUACGGGCUUUCAUAAACUUACUGGAGAAGCCAGAGGAUGGAAUCUUGAGACUUUCAAGGAUACUGCUACUUCCGCGCCGGUUCCAGUGGUGGAAGAGCAAGUACCUAGGGAUGAAGAGGAGCGCCAAUAUGCGAAUGAUGCGGAGCAAGAACCUAUGGAAAUAGCGCAAGAACCUCUAGAAAUGGCGCAAGGCUCUAUGGAAAAGCAGCAAACAGUUACAGAAGAGGAACGAGAAUCUUUGGAGAUUGAUGCAAUAUCUCCGGAAAUUAGAUUUGGGAACCUGAAAAUAAGAUCAAACAACAAACGUGGUUGUAUUGAUCAAAUCAUGAAAAGUCCUCCUAAGAAAGCUAAAUUGAUGCUAAACGAAUCUAUAGAAAAUAAAAGUUUAGAGAUAGCUUCAGUGCUCAGCCAAGCUCUCGAAAAUUGCGCUUGUGAAUGGAGAAACCUGGACCAGACAUUCCAAUUGAUAAACUGCAAUAAAUGUUUAGAACCAGUUCAUGCUGUAUGCAAUGGGUAUUUUGAUUCGCAGGCGAUUGAUAAGGAACAAUUCAUUUGCCUCUCUUGCAGUUCGAACAAUAAGAAUAAUAAACUUCGAGCUCAUCUGAGAUUGGUCCUUUAUGGAGCUUUCUGCGAAGAACGUGAGCCGGCAGUUCUCCGCAAUGCCAAAAAAACUGAGAAAAAGCUCCUCUUGAAAAAGCUGGAAAAAUAUGGUAUCAUCCAACCAGGAACCGGAGUUGUCAAUUUAAAGGCACUGGAAGAGGCGAUUAGGAGGAACUUCUUUGAUGUCCAGAACUCAGCCCGACUAUAGUUUGAUAGUUUUCACUUCCUAAUAUUAGUUAUUGUUUAGACUUUUUUUUGUUAAGUUUUUUUUUUUGUUUCUCUAAGUACCUACGUCUUAAGACGUACUAUGCCUAAUUGUUGUUUCCAGCAGUAAUAUAUAACAAAUAUUGAUGUAACGUAGGUAUUAGUUGCAAAACUUGUGUUGGAACAAAGCUGUAGUCAGCCUUCUAAUUCACAAGUGAUUGAUCUUGUAGAUUGAUUAAAUUCAAAAAUUAAACUGGAAAAAAGUGAUAACACAUUUCAAAAAGCCCUGUAUGUUUAGUUUUAGUUUGUCUUUGUUGUAUUUUCAUUUUCACCUUCUGAUUAACGUUCUUUUGUAACUGUUAAUAUUACUUAUAAUGGGCAUUUCUUGUUGUUUAAAUAAACUUUUUUCUUGUUGCUACAGAGUUUUG